AUGCUAAUAACAAUUUGUACCUCCAGAGAUGAAGCUCUAGUUACCCAGCUGGCUCGGUCGAUCCGUGAUGCUAGAACUCUGGCACAGGGACAAUGGAUCCACAAGCUCGUCGACCAGAGUGUGCAGAGCCACAAUCGCUACCUGAGAAACCUGCUGGUGGAGAUGUAUGGCAAGUGCCAUGACUUGGAACUGGCAGUGGCAGUGUUUGAGUCCAUCCGUGAGCCCAACGUUUUCUCCUGGAACAUCCUGCUCGAGGUGUAUGCCCGAAACGGGCAUAUUGAGGAUGCUCGGGGCGUGUUUGAUCGGAUGCCACAGCGCACGGAGGUGUCGUGGACGUCGAUGAUUGCGGCCUACGCGAGGUUGGAGAUGAUCCAGGAGGCGGAGUCGCUGCUGGCUCGGAUGCCAUACAAGGCGGUGAUUGCCGGGACCGUGAUCGUGGAAGCGCUCGCGAAAUCCGGGCAUUUGGAGGCGAGCCGGCGGAUGUUUGAUCGGAUGCCACAGCGGGAUGUCGUGACCUGGAACACGAUGUUAGAGGCUUACGCGCGGAUUGGAGAUCUGGAUCGAGCGAGCUUACUGUUUGACGCGAUGCCGGAGAAGGAUCAGGUGUCCUGGAACAUCUUGGCGCAGGCGUAUGCCGAGGAGGGAAAUCUGGCGAUAGUGAGAGAUCUCUUCAAGAGAAUGCCGAGGAGAGAUGUGGUUUCAUGGACCGCGAUGCUCGUCGCGCACGCCAGCAGCUGGGAGAUCGACGAGGCGAUGUUCUUGUUCGAGAUUAUGCCCGGGAAGGAUGCGAUCGCCUGGAAUAUCAUGAUCGCCGCCACUGCCAGAUCGGGAAAUCUCCACACUGCCAAGAACCUCUUCGACAGCUCUCCAACGCGGGACCUGGUUUCUUGGAACACGGCGAUCGAGGCCUUUGCCGAGCAUGGCCAGCUCCAAGAAGCGAAAUCCCUGUUCGACGCCAUGCCCUGCCGCGAUCUCUUCUCCUGGAACGCAAUGCUCCAAGCGUACCUUCGAUCCGACCGGCUGGAGGAGGGAAUGCGCUUCUUCGAUCGGAUCCCGGAGCUGGACGUCGUGGCGUGGAACAGCGCGAUGCAAGCGCACGCCGAGCGAGGCCUGGUGGACGAAACCCUGCGAUUGUUCCACGCAAUGCCGGCGUGGAGCGUCGUCUCCUGGACGAUCCUCGUCUCGGCGCUAGGGCGUGGCGGGCAUUUAAAAGAGGCCAGGGAAGUAUUUGACGGGGCCAGGGAUCGAAACGUGAUCACCUGGAACGCCAUGCUUGCGUGCUAUGGCGGGAAAAGGGGCAAUUUAGACAGAGCGCGCGAAAUAUUCGAUUCCAUGGGCGAGAGAAAUGGAAUGUCGUGGGCUUUGAUGAUAGAAGCGUGUCUUAUAAACAAUAGCGUGGAGGAAGCGCAAACACUUCUCAAAACCUCGCCAUCAGAGAAACCACUGGCCUGGAACUUUGUUCUGGCAGCAAAUGCCCAAAAUGGGCAGCUUGAGGAGACUUUACAGACAUUCCACGCGAUCCCUGUCAAGGACGUAGUAUCCUGGACCGCCAUAGCUGCAGCAUUUUCGCAGUUUGGGCACCUUGAUCGAUCACGCAAGAUCUUUGAGACAAUGCCGGAGAGGAACACUGUUUCCUGGAACGCGAUGCUUCAUGGCUAUGCCAAGAACGCCCAUGCCGUAGAGACCUUGGAUCUUUACAAGAGGAUGGCGUGUGAAGGAGUUGAACCCGAUACCACCACUCUCAUCGCCACCUUGAUCGCCUGUAACCACAUUGGCUUGCUCGCUCUGGCAAUCCACCACUUCUCCUCCAUGAGCUUCGAUCACUCCAUUGCUGAGACAAUUGAUCACUACUGCUGUAUGAUCGACAUCCUUGGCCGGGCCGGCAAGAUACCAGAGGCCCAAGAGCUGCUCCACACGAUGCCAUUCCAAGCCAACCACGUUGCAUACACUGCUCUUUUAAAUUCCUCCAGAAAUGCUCCUCUAGCUUCUUCAGUGAGGUCGUUCCCUGUGGAUACCAUGUAUGUUCUACUGUCCAACUUAGCAGCUCAAAAUGCUACUUUUCACAAUUAA
Molecule: messenger RNA, 2070 nt
Organism: Selaginella moellendorffii
Lineage: Eukaryota; Viridiplantae; Streptophyta; Lycopodiopsida; Selaginellales; Selaginellaceae
Product: pentatricopeptide repeat-containing protein At4g02750
Exons: 1
Coding region: 1-2070 (689 amino acids)
Molecular function (GO): protein binding
Source: RefSeq, a predicted model, not a curated record